Molecule: messenger RNA, 7562 nt
Organism: Poecilia reticulata (guppy)
Lineage: Eukaryota; Metazoa; Chordata; Actinopteri; Cyprinodontiformes; Poeciliidae
Product: phospholipid-transporting ATPase IH-like
Biological process (GO): phospholipid translocation
Cellular component (GO): endoplasmic reticulum; recycling endosome; plasma membrane
Molecular function (GO): ATP hydrolysis activity; ATP binding; ATPase-coupled intramembrane lipid carrier activity
Source: RefSeq, a predicted model, not a curated record
CCGCGCAGUCAUCUGACGAGUGCGCGCAGUUGACGCUUCACAGCACCACACAGAGAGGGCCACCGUUCUUACUACGGAGAGAGAGACACACACACACACUCGGUCUCCGCCAAGACGCAUCUGUUUCAGGAUUAGGCACUUUAUCAAACACUGAGCCCACAACACUACGAGCCGGAGGUUUGAAACCAGACGAGCGGCUGAAGAGCGGAGGAAAGAAAUCCUGCUGAAAUGUGGCGGGCGACGCUGGAGUAACGGUUUUGGAGUAAGGCUCGAGGGGGAAGCUGUGUGGGUCUUCCAGGGAUGCCAUGAAAAUCACAGGAGCGGAGUAACUCGGGAGAGAGAGAGAGAGAGAGACCGCCGCUCCUCGCUACAAUCACAGACACGCCAGGGGCGCUGGUGGCGGUGGUGGCGGCAGAGAGAGCGAGAGAUGGAUCCAGCUGGAAACAUCCGCUCUUUUAGGUAGCGCUUACGAAGAUUCAGGGAGAGCUGACCCGUCUCUGUCGCGCAGUUUGUAGCCGCCGCCGCAGGGGAGCUGUCUCAAAGGAUGGAUUUCAGCCUGCUCCGGAACAUCAUCAGCAGAUACUGUGCAGGGGAGGAGAACUGGGUGGACAGCCGGACGGUGUAUAUCGGCCAUAAAGAACCCCCUCCGGGUGCUGAGGCCUACAUCCCUCAGCGUUAUCCCGACAACCGCAUCGUCUCCUCUAAGUACACCUUCUGGAACUUCAUUCCCAAGAACCUGUUUGAGCAAUUCAGAAGAAUCGCUAACUUCUACUUCUUGGUCAUAUUUUUGGUCCAGCUCAUCAUCGACACCCCCACCAGCCCAGUCACCAGCGGCCUGCCCCUCUUCUUUGUUAUCACCGUCACCGCCAUAAAACAGGGCUAUGAAGAUUGGCUCAGACACAAAGCUGACUGCUCCAUAAACGAGUGUCCAGUGGACGUGGUGCAGCAGGAGAAGGUGGUGAGGACGCAGAGUCACAAACUACGGGUGGGCGACAUCGUCAUGGUGAGAGAGGACGAGACUUUCCCCUGCGACCUCAUCUUUCUCUCCUCCAGCCGGGACGACGGCACCUGCUACGUCACCACCACCAGCCUCGACGGGGAGUCGAGUCACAAGACCUAUUACGCUGUACCAGAUACCAUGGCCUUUAAAACGGAGCAGGAGGUGGAUUCAUUACAUGCCACUAUUGAAUGUGAACAACCGCAGCCUGACCUCUACAAAUUUGUGGGACGCAUCAACAUUUACAAGGACAAAGAGGAGCCUGUGUCCAGAACACUAGGAGCUGAGAAUUUACUUCUUAGAGGAGCCACGCUGAAGAACACACACCAUAUUUAUGCUGUUGCAGUCUACACUGGCAUGGAGACCAAGAUGGCGCUUAAUUACCAGUCUAAAUCUCAGAAGCGCUCUGCUGUUGAGAAGUCGAUGAACGCCUUCCUCAUCGUGUACUUGUGCAUCUUGAUCAGUAAAGCUGUGAUCAACACUGUCCUGAAGUACGCCUGGCAAUGGUCGCCGGACCGGGACGAACCCUGGUACAACCACAGGACUGAGAACGAGCGCCAGCGCCACGUGGUCAUCCGAGCCUUUACGGACUUCCUGGCCUUCAUGGUCCUGUUUAACUACAUCAUCCCGGUGUCCAUGUACGUCACUGUAGAGAUGCAGAAGUUUCUUGGGUCGUAUUUCAUCACGUGGGAUGAGGAGAUGUUUGAUGAGGAGCUGGGUCAGGGAGCCCAAGUGAACACCUCCGACCUGAACGAAGAGCUGGGACAGGUGGAGUACGUGUUUACCGAUAAGACCGGCACUCUGACCGAGAACAACAUGGAGUUUAUUGAAUGCUGCGUGGAUGGCAAUGUCUACAUCCCACAUGCCAUCUGCAACGGCCAGAUCCUCAGUGCUGCCUCCAGCAUAGACAUGAUCGACUCCUCACCUGGGGGGUACAGGAGAGAGUACGAGGAUCUGUUUUUCCGGGCGCUGUGUCUCUGCCACACGGUGCAGGUGAAGGAGGAGGAGACGGUGGACGGCAUCAAAAGGGGCAUCCAUCAGGGCAGGCCCACUUCCUUUUACAUUUCCUCGUCUCCAGACGAAGUAGCUUUGGUGGAAGGAAUGAAAAGGCUGGGUUACACCUAUCUGCGACUCAAGGACAACUACAUGGAGAUCCUCAACAAAGACGACGAGAUCGAAAGGUUUGAACUGCUCCAUGUGCUGAACUUCGACUCUGUCAGGAGAAGGAUGAGCGUCAUAGUGAAGUCCAUCUCAGGAGAGUACCUGAUGUUCUGUAAAGGUGCAGACUCAUCUAUUUUUCCUCGAGUAGUGUCUGGAAAGGUGGAGCAAGUCAAAGCCCACGUGGAGCAGAACGCUGUAGAGGGGCUGCGGACUCUGUGCGUCGCCUACCGAAGGCUGUCGGAGUCGGAGUACCAGGAAGCGUGUCAUUACCUGACCGAAGCCAAGCUGGCCCUGCAGGACAGGGAGCAGAGGCUGGCUCAGGCCUAUGACGUCAUCGAGAGGGAUUUUGUCCUCCUGGGUGCUACAGCGGUGGAGGACAGGCUGCAGGAGAAAGCCGCGGACACCAUCGAGUCGCUGCACAAGGCUGGCAUCAAAGUCUGGGUCCUCACGGGGGACAAGAUGGAGACAGCCGCCGCCACGUGUUACGCCAGCAAGCUUUUCCGUCGCAGCACCCAGAUUCUGGAGCUGACAAAGAAGCGCACCAAAGAGCAGAGCCUGCACGACGUUCUGUUUGAGCUGAACAGGACCGUUCUCAGGCAGCGCUCCAUAUCUGGGUUGUCAGUGGACUGCCUCGACUUUGGCCUGAUUAUCGACGGGGCAACUCUUUCUGCAGUGCUAAAACCCAGCCAAGAGGUGUCUGGCCAUGGGAACUACAGAGAGAUCUUUCUUGAAAUCUGCCGUAACUGUAGCGCUGUUCUCUGCUGUCGCAUGGCACCGCUGCAGAAAGCCCAGAUUGUGAAGCUAAUUAAAUCCUCCAAGGAACAUCCUAUAACCCUCGCUGUUGGCGACGGCGCCAACGACGUCAGCAUGAUCUUAGAAGCACAUGUUGGCAUCGGCAUCAUGGGUAAAGAAGGCCGACAGGCAGCCAGAAACAGCGAUUAUGCCAUCCCAAAAUUUAAACACCUCAAGAAGAUGCUUCUGGUCCACGGCCACUACUACUACAUCCGAAUCGCUGAGCUCGUUCAGUACUUCUUUUACAAGAAUGUGUGCUUCAUCUUCCCUCAGUUCCUGUAUCAGUUCUUCUGUGGGUUCUCACAGCAGCCUCUGUACGACACGGCGUAUUUAACGCUGUACAACAUCAGCUUCACCUCCCUCCCCAUCCUCCUGUACAGCCUGGUUGAGCAGCACGUGACCAUCGACACGCUGAAGAGGGAGCCCUCUCUGUACAGGGACAUCGCGAAGAACUCCCUCCUCCGUUGGCCCGUCUUCCUGUACUGGACGUGCCUGGGUGUGUUUGACGCGGUCAUCUUCUUCUUCGGUGCCUACUUCCUGUUCGACAACACCACCUUCACCAGCAAUGGCCAGCUUAUGACCACCAACACACAGAUGAUGUUCGGAAACUGGACGUUUGGGACUCUGAUCUUUACUGUCCUGGUUUUCACCGUGACACUCAAGCUUGCCUUGGACACGCGUCACUGGACUUGGAUCAACCACUUCGUAAUCUGGGGCUCGCUGCUUUUCUACGUCAUUUUCUCUCUUCUCUGGGGCGGCAUCAUUUGGCCCUUCCUGAACUACCAGAGGAUGUACUACGUGUUUAUGCAGAUGUUGUCCAGUGGUCCAGCGUGGCUCAGCAUCAUCCUCCUCAUUACCGUCAGCCUGCUGCCGGACGUCAUCAAGAAAGUCCUCUGCAGGGCUAUUUGUCCAACAGCUACUGAGCGAGCACAGGUCAGCGAGAAGCUGCUGCCUGGCGGCGUGGCCGAGCUGACUCCUCUGUCCUUUCGUCGAUCCUACAAAGGCAGGAGCACAGACUCCACCCUCCUCCACCUUGGUGCUGCAGAAACGCUGUCCCUCCACAGCUCCAGUCCUCUUCCCCAGAAACUCCUGGCUCAUCUGGCGGAGGGAGGAGGGUCCGACCUGACCUCUCUCAGCCCCUACAUGCUUCGUCUGUCAGGGGCGGGGUUUGCCUACUACGCUCCUGGACCGGAGACCCCUGUGUGAAAACAAAAAAACAACAGAAACAUCUGAAGAUGUCGUUAAGCUCUCCAUUGCAAGAGUCAAGAAUUUAUUGAGCAUCCCUCAAAAUCAUGGACUCUCCAUGUUCAUCAUGUGCAUUUUCUGGGGUCCACCUGAGUGGACCACUGUUGUCAUUACAAUGCCCGGACUCUUUCUGUCAAAGUUCCCUGUCAGGCUCCUAAUCAGAACAGUUGGAGAACUCAAAGGGAGCCUUGAGCAACUGUCUUUUUUUGUUGCCUUUUGCUUUUUUUUUUGUAAACUCAUCCCCAUUUUUACUCGCAUUAUUGCUCUUCCUUCACUUUCAUGUCAUUUUCUAUUUUAUUUUGUAAAUGUUUGUUUAAAAAAAAUAUGUUGUUCAUAGACACUCUGUGGUCUGGCCAAGUAAGGGGGUAGCAGUCUUGCUCAGCCCUUUAGGUAUGCGUGCGUGUGCAUGUGCUCUAUAAGUACGCAUGUAAUUGCCUGUUUUUUUGUAUGUUUGUACGUGACACACACCUUUACACCUUUGCCUUACAGGUACGCAGCAGAAGUGGGAGCUAAAGGAGCAAAGCGUGAAAAGGAAUUGGCGUUUUACAAAGCCUUACACAGACACACAUACAUGUUCAUUAGUUUUACGGUGCCUUACAAAACUAUUCAUACCUCCUGGGCUUUUUCGCGUCUUGUCUUGUUGCAACCAUUAACUUUAAUUUUGGAGGGGUUUGUGUGACAAAGCAACACAAAGUAGGAAAUUAACUUACCAAAACAUUGGCAAGGAGGAGAGCAUUAAUCAGAAAAGCAUCAAAGAGGACCAUGAUGACUCUGGAGGAGCUGCAGAGGUCCACAGCUUAGGAGUGAGAAUCUGUUAAAUGGAAAACUGAAGAGGCCACUGCUGGACUCGGAAGAGAUCCGAGUCCAGCAUGCAUAAAAGCCUGCAUGCAUAAAAGUGUGUGUGUGGUGAAACUCUAAUCCUGAACACACCAUUGUGGUGUGAAUGCGUUACUUCAACUUGGCGAGUGAAGCCGAUCAGUGUUUAUGGAAAAGUGAAUGAAACUAAACAAAAUGGUGAUUCUGGAAAAUAAAUGGUUUGAAGUUAUUAAAUACAUGGAGUUUAGACAAUCCACCUUGGCUUACAGCCAAAGUUAAAGUGUAAUAGUUUAAAUCAAAGCAGAUUUAUGUGUUAUAAUGACCCAGUCAAAGUCCAGCUAUAGAUACUUCAAAUCUGUGGCAACAUUUUGAUGUACAACAAUGCUCUCGAUCCAAUCCGAGUUGUUAUGCAAAGAUGCUGAAAGCUGAUAGACUUGUAGCUGUUGUUACAGAAAAGGUGAACUCCGAACACAUAUCGGAGUUCACCGAUAUGUGAACUUUUAUUACAUUUAUUAAAAACCACGUAUAAGUUUCCUUCCCCUUAUUCACCACUUUGUGUUGGUCUGCUGCAUGAAAUUCCAGCAAAACACAUUGAAGUCUGCAGUCUAACGGAGUACAAAAAAGUUUAAGGGUUAUGAAUGUUUUUGAAAGGCACUUCAAAGGGGAGAUGAAGCAACUCAAGAGGAAAGUGCAGUAUUUUAGCCACCCUGCCUUAAUUCAUGGACACCAUUUUCAGUCGGCAAAUAAUACGCAUUCAUGAAAGUACAAGGAUAUUCACAGGGAUUACAUGUCUGUUACAGCGUCUAUUGUCUCCCUCCGUCUCCUUUCUGCCCUCCUAAUUGUGUCGAACUUUGUCUCAUUUUUCUGUCAGCGUAGCAUGUUGAAUUGUCUCUGCAUGCUGUACUACUCUUCUGUAUAUCACGGCUUGUUGCAGACAUGAUCAUCACAAAACAUAUCAAGUUAUUUUGUUCUUUCUGAUCAGUGAGCAUGCCCUCUGCUGCCACUGUGUGGCCGCUUGAGGUAAUAGUCUGGAAACGAUGGGGUACUGAUUUAUGAAUGUGGCUAUCCCUCACUGUUGCAAUGUGCUUUGUGUAUUUGCUGCCAUGAUAUGUGUCAUGAAAACGCUAACGUCAGAAUGCUAAUAUUAGGUAGGUGUGUUACUAGGGGUCGUCUCUGUGUUGCAUUAACUCCUAUGUUUUUUCUUUUCUGUAAUGUUCUAUAAAACUAUUGAUGUCAGUGUUAUAUGUAUGGAUGUAAAUGACAGAUUUUGCUAUAUAUAUAUAUAGUCUAAUACAGUUUGUCUGGAAUAGGUGGGAGACUUGAAAAGGCRACGUCACAAUCAAAAUCAAUGAGAAUGUCGAACAGAUUUGUCCAUCAUGUCCUGUAUCUGAAGAUUGUAGCUCAUAAUGGAUGAACCACUUUUCCGCAUUUCUGAAAGCAUUUCCGAAGACCUCUUUGUCCAAAGCCUAUCUAGUCCACUAACAUAGAAAUGUACUGACUCUGGAAGUCUUGAAUGUGACAUUUUGAAGCAUUUUUUAUAUGUUUAUACAGUUUAUUUUYAUACACAUCGCCAUCUGCCAACUUGUAUAGAUUUGAUAACAGGUGUUCAGUAUUUUUCUACUGGGGCACAAAUGAUUUAUUACAUUAAUGGAAAGUUUAGGUUCACCCUCUCAGUUUUCAACCCAAAACCUCCACAAGAGCCACCCUGGGUCAAACCUUCUCGUUUUUGUGGUGGUCACUGUGUUGUUGCCAUACUUCUACAUACUGUGCACCAGCCCUAAUAAUACAGCAACGCUGUAAAGGUUAUUUAUUUUUUAAUAUUUGAGUCUUCUGAUUUUCAUCUCGUCAUUCUUGCGUUUGUCCAGUGUUCAUAUUUUCUUCAAUAGUUUUGUAUCUCAGAGAGAAGACUAUAUUUUAACUGUUAGAGUGCGUGAUGACGUUUGUAACCAAAGUGAGAGUAAAAUUUAAAUUAUAUGGUUUUGUUAGUUACCUAUAGUCUGACACACUGCACUUUGUUUCACAACAGUUCAGUUUUACCCUUAAGGAAACAGCAAGGUCUUAUUGCCUGUCAACUGGAGUUUGUAGUUCACACUUCCUCACGUUAUUUUUCUAAGAUUGUACGGGGUGAGAAUUGAAAAAAAAAAAAAGAAGUGACCAAAUGACCUGACUAGGAAUGAACUGUCUGUAGGUGCCAGUCUCUGUCUCAGCGGGUUUAUCACACCAGCCUUCUAUUGCAGAUCAGAAUGUCAAACUGCUUUUUCUAAGUCCAUCAGCACAACAGCAGGUGCUCAUCCAGUCACUCCUGAGCUUGGCAAAGGUCUGAAACAUCGACUGCUCUGCUCCGAGGAGCACACUUCAUAUCAUAGUACCUUUAGUAUGCCACUGUUUGUAUUACUAAACAGUUUUUGACAAAUUACUUGUUUUUUGUUUCGUUUUUGGAUAAAGAUUUUAAAAGUUCACAUGUUGACUUUUUGCCAGCCUGUCUGUAGCAAAUGAGGACAAAGCACUGUAUUGUCAUUCUGCUUGUAAUAAAGAAUGAAAGAGAAACGAA